GAGUGGGGAGCCGGCGGCUGCGCUGCGGCGAGGAGGGACCGCGGCGAGAGCCUCGCGGCCGGCGGGAUCCCCGGGCCCCACCAGCCGGUCUACGGCAGCCGCCUGCCAGUCGACUUCAAGACCCUGCGGACGGCGUCUCAGAUAUCUGCUUGGCAGAUUAAUCAAGAAAGCAAGGAAGGCUAAUUUAUGUUCUGAGUACUUCCCUCGGCAAGACUCCUAUUACAGACUGUAGGCCAAGUUUAUUGUGCUGUCAUACACCCCUCCUCCCAGAUAUUAUUCUGGGGUUCAUCCAAGGUCAGCAGUGUGAAGAUGACCAGUGCCUUCCUAGCAUGACGACCUUGGACCACAUAAUUGCUACCCAUCAGUCAGAGUGGGUCUCCUUCAAUGAAGAACCACUCUUUCCUGUCCCUUCUGAGGGGGUCACGGAAGAACACCUCCCAGUACUGUCAACUUCUUCAGACCAGUCUGAGAGCUCCUCUGGGGAGAACCAUGUGGUGGAUGGAGCCUCUCAGGAUCUCUCCCACUCAGAGCAGGAUGAUUCCUCUGAAAAAAUGGGCCUCAUUUCUGAAGUGGCCUCUCCUCCUGAGAGCCCUGAGCAGCCCUCACCUGACCUGGCCUCAGCCAUCAGCAGUUGGGUUCAAUUUGAAGAUGACACACCCUGGGUCAGCACCUCACCAUCUUCUAAGGAAACAGCCCUCCCAUUGACCAUGCCCUGCUGGACAUGUCCUUCCUUUGACUCCUUGAAGAGAUGUCCUCUGACCUCCGAGAGCAGCUGGACAACCCAUUCUGAAGACACCAGCAGUCCUAGUGUUGGCCCUUCAUACACAGAUCUGCAGCUCGUCAAUGCUGAGGAGCAGACAAGUUGCAGAGCUUCCGGGGCUGACUCAACUGAUGAGAGCCCAGAGUGGCAGCCAGGCAGGCAGACUGCGGGGAACCCUGUUCAAGCAUGCAAGGAGCACACCUCCACCUGCACCCACAUCCUGGACCCCUGGCCACCACCCCACGCCAGGAGGAGACCUGGAGAGGGACUUCCGGGGUCCUCUGCUCCCAAUGACAAUUCUUCCUCACUCCAGGAAGAUGAAGAGGUAGAGAUGGAGGCCAUCAGUUGGCAGACCAGCAGUCCAGCCAUGAACGGGCACCCUGCAUCUCCCGUCACCUCUGCUCGUUUCCCCAGCUGGGUCACUUUUGAUGACAAUGAAAUUAGCCUCCCUUCACCACCAGUCACCUCUCCUCUGAAGCCAGAUAUAACAUCUAUUACAUCUGUGGUCCCAGGUGUACCUUUUAACUCAACUGGGUCUUUUAAGAGGGAUCGUCCCAAGAGUACUUUGAUGAACUUUUCGAAAGUUCAGAAGUUAGACAUUUCCUCCUUAAACCGUCCACCUUUCAUAACUGAGGCACCACCUUGGAGGGCAACCAAUCCUUUCUUGAAUGAGACUUUACAGGAUGUACAACCCUCCCCUAUCAACCCGUUCAGUGCUUUCUUUGAGGAACAGGAGAGGCGCUCCCAAAACAGUUCCAUUUCCAGUACCACAGGCAAAAGCCAAAGAGAUUCACUCAUUGUCAUCUACCAGGAUGCCAUCAGUUUUGAUGAUUCAAGCAAAAGCCAGUCACAUUCCGAUGCUGUUGAAAAACUUAAGCAGCUCCACAUUGAUGAUCCUGAUCAUUUUGGCAGUCCAACACUACCCGAUGAUGACCCAGUAACCUGGAUUGAGCUGGAUGGCCACCCACCUGGACCAGCUCUGGCCCAGCCAAGGGACGGAUGGCCAAUGAUGCUGAGGAUCCCUGAGAAGAAAAACAUCAUGUCCUCUAGGCACUGGGGACCAAUCUACAUCAAACUGACAGAUAGUGGUUACCUGCAGCUCUACUAUGAGCAGGGCCUAGAGAAACCAUUCCGUGAGUUCAAGCUGGAGAUCUGCCAUGAAGUCUCAGAACCCCGGCUUCAAAACUAUGAUGAGAAUGGUAGGAUCCACAGCUUACGGAUUGACCGAGUCAGCUACAAGGAGAAGAAGAAAUACCAACCCAAACCUGCUGUGGCCCACACAGCAGAGAGGGAGCAAGUGAUUAAGCUGGGUACCACCAGUUACGAUGACUUCCUGAGCUUUAUCCGUGCAGUUCAGGACCGUCUUAUGGAUCUGCCGGUGUUAUCGAUGGACCUAAGCACAGUUGGCCUGAACUACCUCGAAGAGGAGAUCACAGUGGAUGUCAGAGAUGAAUUCUCUGGCAUUGUGAGCAAAGGAGACAACCAGAUUCUCCAGCACCAUGUCUUAACACGGAUCCACAUUUUGAGUUUCCUCUCCGGGCUUGCAGAGUGCCGCUUGGGCCUUAAUGACGUUCUCGUGAAAGGAAAUGAAAUCGUUUCCCGGCAGGACAUCAUGCCCACCACAACCACAAAGUGGAUUAAGCUCCAUGAAUGCCGUUUUCAUGGGUGUGUGGAUGAGGAUGUGUUUAGUAGCUCUCGAGUUAUUCUCUUCAACCCUUUGGAUGCAUGCCGGUUUGAGCUCAUGCGGUUCAGGACAGUGUUUGCAGAGAAGUCCUUGCCUUUCACACUCAGGACUGCAGCCAGCAUCAACGGGGCAGAGGUGGAGGUGCAAAGCUGGCUGAGGAUGUCAGCUGGCUUCUCCUCUAACCGUGACCCUCUCACCCAGGUUCCCUGUGAGAAUGUAAUGGUGCGUUACCCAGUGCCCAGUGAGUGGGUUAAAAACUUCCGCAGGGAAAGCGUCCUGGGGGAGAAGUCUCUGAAAGCCAAAAUGAACCGAGGGGCAAGUUUUGGCUCAACUAGUGUGUCUGGCUCUGAGCCCGUCAUGAGAGUAACUCUGGGAACUGCCAAGUAUGAGCACGCCUUCAACGCCAUCGUGUGGAGGAUAAACCGACUGCCUGACAAAAACUCAGCUUCUGGUCACCCACACUGUUUCUUUUGCCACCUUGAACUUGGUUCUGACCGGGAAGUGCCUUCCAGAUUUGCCAGUCAUGUGGAUGUUGAGUUCAGCAUGCCCACAACUUCUGCCUCCAAAGCCGCUGUAAGAUCCAUCUCUGUGGAAGAUAAGACUGAUGUCAGGAAGUGGGUCAAUUAUUCCGCACAUUACAGCUACAAGGUGGAAAUUGAACAAAAAAAGAGUUUGAAGCCAGAUUUUGAAGGAGAUGAAGUAGAAAAUCCCAAGGAGUGUGGAAUACAGUGACAAAGCCUACAGUGAGGAACCCGAUCCAAGAAUCAUGACAAGGGUGUCUUCCUGAAUAGCUAAGGUUUAAGUCAAUACCUGCUGUGGCCACUCCAUGUUGGGAACAGUCCCUCAGACCUUCCCAUUUACAGUCCCCUGUAUUUUAGCAGGAGCCCUGAGGUGGAUGCUGUGGAGAGGCUUGUUGAGUCUGACCAUACCUGAAGCACAUGGUUCACCUGACUUUUGGAGUUUAUUGUGUAAUCGAGCCUCCUUGUCUUUUCUCUGCUUAUAUCAGAGCCACUGGCGUAUAACUUUUUGUGACUGUUAGGGUCUGUAAAAGAACCUCCAACAUCAGUGUUGGCAUGAUUUCUUUCUGAUAUACAUCUGUCACUCAUGAAUUUCCGUAAAAAGAAAAAAAGCAGUCUUAAGAAUUCAUAUCUGGGGGGCUGGGGAGAUAGCUCAGUUGGUAGAGUGCUUGCCUUGCAAGCACAAGGCCCUGGGUUCAAUCCCCAGCACCGCAAAA
This is a messenger RNA of Sciurus carolinensis (gray squirrel), 3678 nucleotides long. RefSeq names its product stonin 2 (gene Ston2). Gene Ontology annotation, biological process: regulation of endocytosis; synaptic vesicle endocytosis; clathrin-dependent endocytosis. Gene Ontology annotation, molecular function: clathrin-cargo adaptor activity. The transcript is spliced from 8 exons. NCBI's taxonomy places the organism in Eukaryota, Metazoa, Chordata, Mammalia, Rodentia, Sciuridae. Bases 330 to 3176 code for a protein of 948 amino acids. The record is from RefSeq and is a predicted model, not a curated record. Gene Ontology annotation, cellular component: synaptic vesicle; AP-2 adaptor complex.